Molecule: messenger RNA, 933 nt
Organism: Miscanthus lutarioriparius
Lineage: Eukaryota; Viridiplantae; Streptophyta; Magnoliopsida; Poales; Poaceae
Source: the annotation of a GenBank genome assembly
AUGGCCGCCGGUCUGUCCGGCGCCGCGAUGACCGGCUUCGUCGCCAAGAACCCGCUGCUCGCGGCCGCGGCGCGCCGCAGGGCGCCUCCCCUCGCCGGGCGCGCCCUGCCGUUCUCGCCGCUCACCACCACCACCACCAGGGCCGCGCGCCGCCGCGGGCUCGGGACCGUCACGUGCUUCGUGCCGCAGGAGACGGAGCACCCGACGGCCCCGGCUGCUCCCGUGCCGGUGCCGGUGUCGGAGACGGCGCUGGACGAGGAGGCCAGGGCCGCGGCGGCGCGGCGCAUCGCGGAGAAGAAGGCGCGGAAGCGGUCCGAGCGGCGGACGUACCUGGUGGCCGCCGUGAUGUCCAGCCUCGGGGUCACGUCCAUGGCCGUCGCUGCCGUGUACUAUCGCUUCAGCUGGCAAAUGGAGGGCGGCGAGGUGCCGAUGAGCGAGAUGUUGGGCACGUUUGCGCUCUCCGUCGGCGCGGCGGUCGGGAUGGAGUUCUGGGCGCGGUGGGCGCACCGGGCGCUGUGGCAUGCCUCCCUGUGGCACAUGCACGAGUCGCACCACCGGCCGCGCGAGGGCCCCUUCGAGCUCAACGACGUGUUCGCCAUCAUCAACGCCGUGCCGGCCAUCUCCCUCCUCGCCUACGGCUUCUUCCACCGUGGCCUCGUGCCCGGCCUAUGCUUCGGCGCGGGCCUCGGGAUUACGCUGUUCGGCAUGGCCUACAUGUUCGUCCACGACGGCCUGGUCCACCGCCGCUUCCCGGUCGGACCCAUCGCCAACGUGCCCUACUUCCGCCGAGUGGCUGCCGCUCACAAGAUACACCACAUGGACAAGUUCGAGGGCGUCCCGUAUGGGCUCUUCCUGGGACCAAAGGAGCUGGAGAAGGUUGGUGGCCUGGACGAGCUGGAAAAAGAGCUCGCGCGAAUCGGCCGGACCAUCUGA